AUGACUAUUGCCAUUGCAGGCGCCGGCGCUGUCGGCAAGACCAUACUGGAAACUUUCCUUGAGUACCCUCAGUAUCAGUCUCAGAUAAUUAUUUUGACACGGUCACCCAAAUCAAACUCGCUGCUGGACAAAUUCAAGCAAUUGCAGGUAGACUACGAUGAUGUCUCCGCUACUGCUGCCCAGCUUGAAAAACACGAUGUUCGCACCGUUAUCUGCACUAUUGGCUUACUCUCUCAGGAGGCAAGUCGGGCCCAGGUCAACCUAAUCAAAUCUUCCGAUCAAUCCCCUACUACAAGGAGAUUCAUCCCGAGCGAGUAUUCACUUCCUCAAGGCGAAGAAUAUUUGGACUUGAAUUACACGGUCCAAUUCUUUCUCGAUGCAGUUCAAGCACUCGAAGAUUCCAGCUUGCAAUACACCAGAAUUUUUCCUGGUUAUUUUAUGGACUACUGGGCAAUGCCAAAAAUUCGUACUCACCUGGAACCGCUUGUUUACGCUGUUGACAUAGCCAACGGCAAAGCACUCAUCCCAGGAGAUGGUAAUAAUAUCAUUACAAUGACCUACUCGUACGAUAUGGCCAAAUUCGUGGUGCGAUUAUUGGAUGUUGAGGAAUGGCCAAAGUGUAGCUACAUUGGAGGUGACGAUAUCACACUUGGUCAAUUGGUGCGUUUAGGAGAAGAGAUCCGUGGGAUUGACUUUGAGAUUGCCUAUGAUGAUCUGAAUAAGACCGGAGAUGAAAAGCCUCCCCGGACAUUGGGGCUCAUUUAUGACGAUGAAACAGCCGAAUGGAUUGAUGGCUAUACCAAUAAGCUGCUUAUCACUGGUCACUUCGAAUUGCCCCGUGAUAAACGCCUCAAUGCUAUUUUCCCUGACAUAAAGCCACUCUCCAUGAGGAGCCUCCUGACAAAGGCUUGGAAACCAUGA
Messenger RNA from Penicillium macrosclerotiorum, 921 nucleotides. RefSeq lists its product as uncharacterized. NCBI's taxonomy places the organism in Eukaryota, Fungi, Ascomycota, Eurotiomycetes, Eurotiales, Aspergillaceae. The record is from RefSeq and is a predicted model, not a curated record. Bases 1 to 921 code for a protein of 306 amino acids. The transcript has 4 exons.